This is a messenger RNA of Homarus americanus (American lobster), 2713 nucleotides long. RefSeq names its product BTB/POZ domain-containing protein 6-A-like. NCBI's taxonomy places the organism in Eukaryota, Metazoa, Arthropoda, Malacostraca, Decapoda, Nephropidae. The transcript has 6 exons. The coding region runs from base 414 to 1700 and encodes 428 amino acids. Gene Ontology annotation, molecular function: protein binding. Gene Ontology annotation, cellular component: cytosol; P-body. Gene Ontology annotation, biological process: neurogenesis. The record is from RefSeq and is a predicted model, not a curated record.
AGACGUGUUGGAUCAUGCGCGUGUUGAUCGUGGUCGGUCCAGCUACUGCGACUUCUACUAGUCUGGUUAUCACCGUUGAGAACUACCAAAUGUAAAUUUGUGUGCGUAGUGUUUGUCUGCGUACAUGGGAAUCUUCUUGUAUACUUGGUUCGUAUUUGGGAUACCUGUACGCUAACGUGGAAAAAUUAUUACGUACUAUAAAACCUGUGGGUGUGUAUUUGUAAAAGCUAAAGGUGUUGUCUCCUGGAUGAACAUUGGAUAAAAUAAGGUUGAAGGACGAGUUAAUAAUAGCACCACUUGUUAUGUGGCGUUAUAUUUUUGUGGUCGCAUAAGACAGUAAAGAAGAUGAUAAUUAUGAUCAUUUGUAACUUUAACUAGAGAGAAGAGAACUGCUAUCAGGAGGAGUGGACACAAUGUCAGCCACCAUCAGAGUGAGUAAAGAUUCGUCGUGGCAGAGUUCACUAAGCAGCCCAGAUCAACGCCUCGCCUUACUCCUGCAGUCCUCUCGCUUGUCUGAUCUCACCAUCACCUUCCCGGGUCACGACAACAUCCUUAAGGCACACCGGCUCGUGUUGGCCAUGAGUUCACCAGUGUUCGAAGCUAUGUUGUAUGGCCCCCUGGCAGAAGGCCCUGACUUAACAAUCCACGAUGACCCUCCAGAGGCCUUCGAAUGGUUGUUGGACUAUAUGUACAGGGGUCAUACUAGUCUACCAGCAGUACCACUCACAGUGCAGGUGUACCAGCUGGCCAGCAAGUACCAGAUGGAAGCUCUUAUGACUUUAUGUUCACAGCACCUAAAGGCGACGCUGUCGGCCACGAACCUGCCUGAAAUGUACGACACAGCCAUCCUGCUUCAGGACAACACCCUCCUGCAGCAAUGUUCCCUGGUUGUGAACCACUCGCCGACAGCUGUGUUAUCGUCUCCACAGUUUGGUCGGUUGACUAGGAGCGCACUAAAGCAUCUCUCUCUGCAGCCUCUACAUAUCACGACAGAAGUGGUCCUCCUCAGGGCUCUCUUAGCCUGGGGCCGGGCGCAGACGUCGUCGGGAAACCUUCGGCAGGAGAUAGAGGAUUUCCUACCUAUGGUGCGUUUUCUAGCCAUGACCACCGAUGAAUUUGUGGAGCACGUAAUGCCUGCCAACGUCCUCACCCUGGAGGAGUCCAGUGCCAUCCUCAUGAACAUCAAGGAGGUGAGGGAUGUGCCCUUACCUGCCAUCUGCUGCCACAUCCGGGAGAAAAGGCUGUGCUUCCACGACAGUCUUCUCAGAAAAAUUACCCUCAAUACGUUACACAAUUUUCCAAGAUCAAAAAAAAGUGCAAGAGGUAGUAUUUUUGUGCACAGUUCUCACGAGCAGAUCCUUAUCAUGAACAUGAAAACAGUAGGCACCAUCCAAUUAGGGAAAGUGGAAUGUAAGGCCAUUAACCCAAGCUCAGGAAGUGCUACGGUUAGUGUGAAGGACGGCGGGGGUAAUGUAAUAAAGAGUGCCACUUCUGAGGGCCUCUUGGUGACCUUUGAAGAACCUGUGACUAUUCUGCCUGAUGCACCUCACACCCUCACCGUCUGCAUGGAGGGACACUGGCCCAGGGGUGAGAUGGGGGACUUCAUGGCCCAGGAGGAGGAGGUCAAACUUGAUGGGAAAUUGGCCUAUACAGAGGGACGUUUCGGUACAGUAACCCUAUACUUCUGGUCUUUUAACUGACGAUCAAGAAUUUUAAAAGAAAAUUUUGCACAUGACUCACAAGAAAUAAUAUUUAAAUCACACUCAGUAAUGAACUCACAAAAACACACUCAUCAAUAUGCUAAUUUACAAUAGUUCUGAAAAGACUACAGUAUUGGUUUUUAUUCAGGUCAAUGAGCCUCACGGUGUGCCAGGUACUAUGUGUCGGAAAAUUUAGCCGAGAUAUGUCACGAUACAGCAUCUACAGUAUUGUUAAAAUCUUAUUCUUGUAAAUGAAGUUAAAAUCAAAUAUUGAAGUAUCCCUUCUAGUGAGUCUUCGACAGUGUUAUCAAGUGGAUCCUAUACAGUGGUAGAGUAAUUUUUUUGAUGAGGCUUAAAUUUAGUUGACAUGUAAGAUACUGUACUGCAAAACAUCAUUAUUACCCUCUUGCAAUAAAACUGCCCCAGCUGCUACGUCACUCGCAUUUACUUGUACAACAAAUUGCUUGUCAAAGUUUGGUCCCCAUAAAACUGGUUUAGACUUCAAAAUUGCCUUAAUUUUCUCAAAUGCCUCCGGACAACUUUACGUCCACACAAAAUCCCUUUUAGGACUAAAUAAAUCAGGUAAUGGUCCAGCUACAUCAGAAAAGUUAGGGCAAACUCUCCUAUAAUACCCUGCCAUACCCAAAAAGUGUUGGACUGCCUUACGGUUUGUGGGUAUGGACAAGGUAUCAAUGGCCUCAACUUUAGCCUGGACUGGGGCCACUGUCCCAUAGCCAAUCUCAUGUCCCAAAAACACUAGUUUGGCAUGGCCAAACUCACUCCUAACAAGGUUAACAGUGAGCCGAGCACUAUUAACCCUUUCAACGCGUCUAUAACCAUUGUAAAAAUUAUCAAUAACUUGUAAUCAACCAGUGUGUUCACUCGCAGUCAAUCUUACUUGUUGCACUGUCACUCUGUUGAAAUGCCCUGUAAUUUGAGCUUCUACCCACGUAGUUAUUAUAUAUCAUAUUUGUAUCACUUAUGUUACUUGCAUAUUAUUUGUAAAUCAAGAG